UAUGUUAAAUGUCAUUUAGCCCUUUCCCUACUAAGAGCGACUACAACCCUCUUACGUAAAAGCGUUUGCGUCUUGGAACGAAAGUAGUGCCAAUUAAAGAUCUAAAGAUAAUAAUAAAAAAAUGUUUCGUACUCGUGAUAUCUUGUUAUCGAUAUAAGGGAAGAAUCGUUUUAUCGAAUAACUUAGGGAUUACUAUGUGGAAAUAAAUUUCGAGUGACUUGAAGUACAAGGACGAGAAAGAAUCAAUUUCAUCAGACAAUUUGGUGAAUGAUAAAUUUGUAUAUCAGGACUAUUCGAUCGGUCAAAAGGGUUGAAAAUAGUUGACUCGGGCAUAUUCUGUUACCCGCGUCGUUGAAGUGCAUCGAGCGAACGAAGGACAACGCCGACGCGAAUUUCGACGCCGACGCCCGACGUCACCGACAACGCCACCACAAAGAGGAAUACCGAACGAACUUUUUCCUCGUGCUUUCCACGAAUACGCGUACACUCGCACGACUGUACGAGAAGGCAUCGUGGCGCAUGCUGAGAGCCUCCACUAUCGAUCCAUUCGCGACCAAGCUUUCCCAUUCGUCUCACAAGCUUCGCGAACGUCGUCUAGGUAAAAUCACCCCGCGUACACCUGCUACGUGGAAACGUAUAUUUUCUUUAAAUCUCUCUUUACUCGUUGGUCAUCGCGAAUAGCGAAAUCUGCAAGAUGGCACGUCGCAUUGAUUACACCAAGGCGAUCUUCGUAUUGUGGUGUGUCCUGAGCACGGUAUUCAGCGUCCCCAAUUAUCCGCCGGCGACCGAAAAGUUGGAUAACCAGUUGUUCACUACGCGGCGGAUGUCGCAAGUAGUGUUUGACAUGCCCGCUGCGAAAUCCAAAUUACCUUUGCCGGUAGAUAAUUUCGAAGUGAAAAGCACUACGACGAUGACGACGGAAUCAACGACAACCCACAGAUCGUUUUCCACGGAACAGCCUCUGUACCGCCUGGACGGAAGCAACGGACAAGCUUGUAUUCUUCUGCAGGUGGAUGCCCUGAUCACGGUGAAGUACAGAACGAAAUUUGGAGAGGAUCAAGAAGCGAGCAUUUAUGUUCCCAACGAUGCCACGGUAACCGGCAAUUGCAACAACGAGAACACCGUGACAAUGUCCCUGAAGUGGAAGGCGUUCGUACUGCUAUGGCGUUUCGCUAAGACACCCGGGGGCGAACGAUGGUACGUCGAGAAAAUUCAGUUGACCUACAACUCCAGUGAUCGACACUUUGAGCAUAUCGAGCAACCAAACAAGACGAUCAAAGUCAGUACCGACCAGAAACACAGCUACAUGCUGUUUCCGACACCGGUUGGAAAGUCGUACGCCUGCGACGACGAGACGGAGAUUCCGUUGACCGAUGGAAAGAAUCAUGCCAGCGUGCUUCUCAGAAACAUGAAGCUGCAGCCGUUCAAGUUCAAGAACAACGAAUUCGCGGCGGAAUUCUCGUGUACGUCUUUGAGCGCGCGCGGUGUUCGAGACGAGACGGCACCCGUCGCGGUCGGCUCGACUCUGGCCGCUGCUGUUCUGCUCACCAUCACCGGUUACGCAGGCUAUCGUUACUUCAAAGUGAAGAAGGUCAAAUACGACACCAUGGAAUAAAAACUAGGAGAAACGCUGCCCAAGACGAUGCCAAAACCGCGCGACAACGCCGACGAUUCUCGCUGAAAUCGGGGAGUAACUGAUCGUCGUCGUCGUCGUCGUUACGACAUAUCUAUCUCGAUCGUUGGAACACAACCGGUACAAACGUUUAUCCGGAAGCACGCGUAUCUAUCGAAAUCACGAAGAAUUCGUGAGCGUUCGUAACGGCACUGAUGCGAGUACGCGUUUCGAAUUUAUCGAAUAAAAACGACGCGAUUUUCCUCCAUUAAAUUUAUAUCGAUCUCGUACGCGAUACCUAGACGCGAAGCGCGAAGCCAAAUUUCGUGGAUCGGUACGCGUUCGAUUCUCUCGGGUGUAAAAAAUGUCGAUUAGAGAAAAUAAGUAACUCGUGUAUAUUAAACGGUAUACGAAAUAUUCGGCAGCACACUCGUUACCGCUCGUUGUCGCAAGCUCUGAUGGUUGUAUCGAUAGAUUUUUAUCCGAAGACGUCGACUCGUUUUUCCCCGCCGGGAAGAAUGCUCGAACGUUGUUUAGAAGAAUAAAUUUCUCGGGAAAAGUAUCAUUUUAUUCUUCGCGUUUAUUCACGUAAAAAUAGUUGUAACGUAAACGAGAGAUCGGGACGCGUUCAUUUCUGUGCACGAAAUUUCUCGUUUCUUAAAUUAAUACUGUUCUUUCGCGUGGUCGAUCCUAACUUUUCGCGCAAUAUUAUCGUAUCGCUCGAAACAUUAAGAAUCUCAUCGAUAACAUCGUUGUCCUCGAAUUCGAGGGACAAGAAAGCCCUGUCAGGCAGCUAAAGAUUUACGGAAACGAAUAGUAUAGUCAAUUUCGAAUUAAACGUAUCGCGAUGGCGCACCUAUGUAAUUUGACGUUGAUCACGGUCCUAUUUUAAGCUCCCAUAAUUACUUUCUCCUUUCAACGUGUAAAUAGUAUUCGGCAACGCUGUCGUGUGAUUCUGACCUUGCAUCGUGAAAAAUCUUUUCUUUCUACGUACGCGUCGGACAUAUCUACCUAUCUACCGGACAUAUCUAUUUUAAAUAUCGCGAUCCUAUUCAUUCUACCUACUUUUCGUAUAGAAUAUAACACUUAACAUACAGUGAUUAAUUUUUAUCUUUCGAUUCUCGAUGUAACAUAUCAUGUAAAUACGUUAUGUACCAUUGUAAACGAUCGACGAAGCUCGCGACGCAAUGACCUUUCUACUUUUCGCAACGAGCAAAUCUCUUGCCGGAGAAGAAUGUCAGUUUCUACGCGUUACUUUGACAGCGUCGAUUGUUCCCGUCGUUGUAUCGGUCCAUUUUCGUGCCAGCAAACCGGAUGCUGUUCACGAGCUUCGUCGAUCGAGCAUAAUUUUCGAAGAUCCUUCAACGCGCGACCAGCGUGUAUUCGUUAUUAGUCGAUGGAUAGUUCACUUCUACGAGAUAUAUUAGCGUAUAAAUUCGUCUUUAGAACGGUCGAACGAAAUCGAAAGACACCAUCUCCCUAAGGUGGAACGGUUCAAGCUGAAGCGAGGCGAGGUGCAAAAGCGAAGGAACGUUGUGCAGACGGAAAGAACAUAUCGAAUCGAACGAUGCGCCUAUCAGGCCGGUAUACGGUUACAGCUAACGAGCAAUGGAGUACCUAAUUGUAGCGUAACCAGCACGUACACGUCUAUGGCGAGAAUAAAUUUAUAAUUAGCGAUAUUGCGCAUAACGUGAACCUCUGUCUUCCAAAUGCAUAAUAAAGUUGAAGUUUUGUGUGUAAAUAUAUAUUUCGCAUGUGUGCGCGCAUAUGUACGUGCGCAAACGCGUACGCACAGUUUGCUCGUGUGCACGUACGUAUCCGUGUUAUACAUAUUAUAAAUACACGUAUACAUAAAUAAAUAUAAAUAUAUAUAUAUAAAAUAUGCAUAUGAACGUACCUAGGGAUAAGGAAAGAAAGAGCGAGAGAGAAAGAGAGAGAGUGAGAAAUGUUAGGAAUAUCGUAUUUCCGUAAGGAAGUCGAAGCGGUGGUCGAUUCUCGAGUUCGCGUUGGCAGAAUAGAAGAUUGUGUUUCUUUUUUGGCGCGAUUCGAAGAAUUCGGGAGACACACACCGUUGAUCGAGGGUUUCUUUAUGUAGGCCACGAGGUGUCUCGUCGUUUACAGACGCGGGUACGAUCUAGACGUAAUCGCGAAGAUGUAUUUUUGUGCUAAAAUCAAUUUUAUCAUAGAUAUCGUUAUCGUCUGGGAAGGUUUAUCGAAAGGAAGACCCUGUCUAAGGUCAAGAAGUUGAGCGAAGAAACGAGAGAACGGGGCUGACAGGAGGGUCGAGUGGAAGCGCGAGGUCAGUUUCGAGGGAACGAAGAAUUCCGAAUCAUAUCGCUUGAUCUAUUUCCGCAACGUAAAGUCUCGUAAUACGUAACCGUAACUCGUACGGAUGGAUGCGUAACGCGACGCGGUGCGUAACGCGUGCUCGCUACUAUUAUAUUAUAUCGAUAAAAUAAAGGCUGUUAUACAAG
Messenger RNA from Megachile rotundata (alfalfa leafcutting bee), 4086 nucleotides. RefSeq names its product lysosome-associated membrane glycoprotein 5. The record is from RefSeq and is a predicted model, not a curated record. Gene Ontology annotation, cellular component: lysosomal membrane; plasma membrane; late endosome membrane. NCBI's taxonomy places the organism in Eukaryota, Metazoa, Arthropoda, Insecta, Hymenoptera, Megachilidae. Gene Ontology annotation, biological process: establishment of protein localization to organelle.